This is a messenger RNA of Galdieria sulphuraria, 3405 nucleotides long. RefSeq names its product serine/threonine protein kinase. Gene Ontology annotation, molecular function: protein kinase activity; ATP binding. The coding region runs from base 21 to 3323 and encodes 1100 amino acids. Gene Ontology annotation, biological process: protein phosphorylation; fatty acid biosynthetic process. NCBI's taxonomy places the organism in Eukaryota, Rhodophyta, Bangiophyceae, Galdieriales, Galdieriaceae. The record is from RefSeq and is a predicted model, not a curated record. The transcript is spliced from 5 exons.
CUGAAUUGUUACUUGUAUAGAUGAGUGGCUCAUCUAGUCGUUUUGUGCAUAGUAGACGAGUUGGGAAUAAAUAUAUUUUGGGAGAAAGAAUAGGGAAGGGAAGAUAUGGGGCAGUUUUUGAAGGUUUUGACUUGGAAAGCGGCAGAGUAGUCGCUAUCAAACAACUGCCUACAAAAGGAAUCCCAAUAGAGGAAGUGAACUCACUCAAAUCUGAAAUUAAGUUGUUGAGAAAUUUGCAACACAGAAAUAUUGUGGAAUAUAUAGGAUUUCAUGAAGAAAAGGAAGAUGACAAGGUCAACAUUAUCAUGGAAUAUGUAGAAGGUGGUUCGCUUGCAAAGACUGUAAACAAAUUUAGUUCAUUUCCUGAGCCUCUAGUAGCCUUUUAUGUUGAACAAAUAUUGGAAGGGCUCGUUUAUCUUCAUGAACAGGGUGUAGUGCACCGAGACAUCAAAGGCGCCAAUUUAUUGAGUACAAAAGAAGGCUUAAUAAAACUUGCCGAUUUCGGAGUCGCAGCAAGAUUGGAUGAAAUUUCUUCAAAAAAUAGUCCUGUCGAAGUAGUUGGAACCCCCUAUUGGAUGGCACCUGAAAUUAUUGAGCUUUCUGGUUGCAGUACUGCUUCGGAUAUUUGGAGUGUUGGAUGUACAGUCGUUGAACUUCUCACAGGUUCUCCUCCUUAUUCAGAAUAUACCGCUAUGUCUGCUCUGUUUCAUAUUGUAAGUGAUGCGCACCCUCCACUCCCUUCGACUGUCUCUUCAGAGUUGGAAGACUUUCUUCUCCGUUGCUUUAAUAAGGAUGUAACUAGUCGUGUAUCUGCCAAGGAACUAUUAAGUCAUCGUUGGAUAUCCAAGUCAAAGGAGGUUCCAUACGAUAAAUCGACGUAUUCUUUGAGAAACGAGACCAUCACUUCAUUACAAUCCAAGUUGACAAGUUUGCAACAUCUGGAGAAGAGUAAGGAAACUUCAAGUGUCCAAGUUUCGAAGUUGGAGCAGUUUGAAGAACCCAAGGAAGAGGAAAUCUUUGAUGAUUUAUUUGUAAAUGAUCAUUUAUCCAAUAUUGCCGUCCAACGUGAAAAUACUUCCAAUGAUAGAAUGGACGUAACUCAACAUUUGUGGCAAAGACUGCAACAGUCUCUAGAUGCUACCGUAACAGCGGAUGGAGGAACAGAACUUGAUGUUGUGGACGAGUUGGAUGACUUUGUUUGGUUGAAUUUACGCUCCAACCAAGGAGAACAACAAAUACUGGCAAAGGAAAGGGCUUUGAAAUUACUUUCUGGUAUGUUUGAUGAUCAAAGCCAAAUGGAAACUCGCAAACAGUGUCUUUCGGAAUUAUUAUCUUUGUUAACUACUUAUCCCAAUUUAUCUCAAUUUUUUACUAGUGAAGGCACAUUUUCUUUGUUAUUGGAAAUACUUGACUAUCCUCGAUGUGAACAGCACAAAUUGGAGUUUGUUUUACAACUUAUGUUACAUGUUUUAUGUUCUUUUGAUGGACAAGAAAGUAUUCGUUUAGAAGAUAUUCGAGACUUGGGUCAAUUUUUGAGCUCUAUGGGAUUUUUCCCUAUCGCAAUCAAGUUGAUUGACUCUAGAAUAUCUGAACAAGUUCGUCAAUUAACGUUUCAGAUGUUAUCUGUGAUUCUCUCAGAGCGAGAAGAGAACAUUCUGAUGUUUUUUGCCUGUCGUGGUGCACCCCGGAUCUUGUCCACAUUCUUUGAAGAAGUAAAUAUUGAAGUGGAUAAACAUAUUUUGGGUACUUUGAAGGCACUUUAUUUUGUAACUGAAAAGUGGUGUCAUUCCUUUGGUCGAGAAUGGUGUCGUUCUAUGGCAAAAUAUGGUUUUAUUGAACGCUUUAUGGGAUUUUUUUAUAGACUAACCAAUUUAGAAGAAAUACAAGAUACGAGUUAUGCCAUGAGAGAUGAAAUGAUGUUGAUUAGUUUGCGUACUUUAGAAAAGUUUAGUUUAUUUGUUCAAGGAGAACAGUCGGAUGUAACUAUUCGAACUCAUUUUCAGUCAACACAAGUAUUAUCUCCCAUGUGUCAACUAUUAUCCCGAUUGAAAGGUAGUAGUUGUCUCGAGUGCUUUUUAUCAAUUUUCGAAACUCUUUGUCGGAAUACGGAAACGCAUGAUAUUUUACAAGAAUGUGGAGCUAUUCAAAUUCUUGUUCGUUUACUUUCUACUUUAUGUGAUGAGGGUGGAAGUGAUCCUUGUCGAAGGCAUAUUUUGCUUUCUUUGUAUUAUUUGUGUUUGGCAAGUCCAAAAAGAAAGGAAGACGCAGCCAUUCAUGGCAUUAUACCUAUUCUACAGUCCAUUAUUCGGCAUAGUGGAAUUCUGUUUUCUGCAAACGGACGAAAGUUUAUUAGUAUUGAGACUACUAAAAGUGUAGAAAUGUUGUGUUGGUUCGCCACGGUUCGUUCCAGAAAAGUCAUGCAAUUGUUGUUGAAGAGCAAUGGAGUGGAAUUUUUCUUAGAUUUGCUUUCGGUGGUUCCAGGUAAAGAUAAGGCGAAAGCUGGAAGCAGUUUGGUUGAAUUAUUGGAAAGAGAACCCAGUCAAGUAGAAACUAUUUUGCUGCGAGAGAAAAAUAUUCAAAGGAUUGUUCAUCUGGUAACUACUUUGGGUCAGAACGAAAUUGAGUAUAUGUUGGACUCAUAUGUCCGAAUGCUCGUCUUAUCUUUGAAAAUUCGUGAAUCUUUAUAUCAACAUCAAGCAGUAGAGAAAUUUUUCUCUCGUUUGAAACAUCCCAAGACCAGUGUUCGUAAAUUAUUGUUGCAGAUUCUACAGUUGCUUUUGCAUGAUUAUCCAAGAGUGUUUUCCAGAGGAGAGAAACAAGUUUUGCUUGAUUUAGAAAGAAAUGAUUCGGCAGUUAUGAGCAAUAUCGACAAAUUGAUUAUGUCUUGGAGAUGUUUUGUUGGGGGCUUCUUUCGUCCAGCAAGUUGGAGAGCCAUUGUUUGUAAGGAAACUCAAAGACCGAACUUGAAAGGCUAUAUUCCUUUUCGAUCAUGUUCAACCUCUCAUUCUUGGGAACCGAAACCUUUGGAAUCUGUACCACUUGGAUCAGGUAUAGCCUUUUCUAAGAAUGUGUAUAUGGACCCCGAAGAAGUAACGGAGCGAGUAUUGGAAGUUGUAAAGUUGUUUGAAAAGGUGGAUCCCGGUAAGGUACAUCGAGAAGCGUAUUUUGAAAAGGACUUGGGACUGGACAGUCUGGAUACAGUAGAACUUUUAAUUGCUUUGGAAGAUGAGUUUGAAGUUGAAAUACCUGAUGAACAUGCAGAACAAAUGAGUAAUUGUUUGGAUGUCAUUCGAUAUUUCAGUACACACUUGUAUGCCACAUAACUAGAAAGAAAGAGAAGACAAGAAUAAAUAACUUUGAUAUAUGGUUAUAUCUUUGGAUAUUAUGCUCAUGAUUUCAUUUCUU